This is a messenger RNA of Macrosiphum euphorbiae (potato aphid), 1290 nucleotides long. NCBI's taxonomy places the organism in Eukaryota, Metazoa, Arthropoda, Insecta, Hemiptera, Aphididae. The record is from the annotation of a GenBank genome assembly.
AUGGGUGGAGAAAAUGUACUUCAAACAAUAUCCACAUCAAAAUAUGACACAUAUCCAGGAAUUGAAGAUAAUGAAGAAGAAGAAGAAUUGGCAGAAUCACUUGAUAUUCACACUGAAUUUGGAGUUCGACGUCAGCGAUCUCAUACGUCAGUUCAGUUAGAACGUCUGCAAAGAAAUAUGAUAAAAUCUGCUAAUGUGCGCCAUGUAAAAUGGGAAAUAACACCUGUUUCCCUUACAGAUGAAGAAAAGGCUGAAUUAUUUCCUAAAAAAGACAUCAGUCACCAAAAAAAGAAUUAUGUUUCUGAAUUAUCUAAGUUAUUGAAAGCUUGCCCAUACCUACCAAUGAAUCCAUUUCGAGAAUAUUCUAAAUAUGAUGGAAAUGCCCAGCUAGGUGAAGCCACUCGGAAGUAUGGCAUAUUUAUAACUAUGCUGAAUUUAGAACGCCGUAACUAUCCUAUGCAAGUAUCAAUUAUAGCCACUGCAAAAGUACAUGAUCUAAUUGGAUUGGUAUGCUGGAAAUGUACUAUUGAAUAUCCAGAUUGCACCUUGAAGGAUAGUGUUGAUUGUUAUGCUCUAUACAUAGCAGAAGAUGACGGUGAGGUUGAUUUUGACUUUCCAUGUUUAGACUCUCGAGAAACUGUUGCUAAAUUUGGAUUUGGGUUCUUAGCUAUUGUUGAACGUGACAGUAAAUUAGCACCAGCUACUUCAAAUCAUUCCCCUACAUCACAGGAAGGAAAUUCUGUCUUAAGUGAAAAUGUAAACACUAAAGCUCAACAACAACUUGAAGGAGAGUUGAAUAAACUUCUUGCUAUUGAAGCGCCUUUAUACCAAUUAUACCAUGUGAAUAUUUUGAAUAAAGUUAGAGCAAAAAUAGAAAUACAUUUAGGUAUAUCUGGCCAAAAAAUAGAAUUAGACCCAGUUGUAAAGCAAAGAUCUAGCUCUAAAUUUCCAUGGACAAAACAAAAGCCGGCUACAUAUGACAUGGAUUGUGUGGUAGCAUGUGAUCUUACAGAAACAAAAUCCAACAAUCGUGCUGUCUUAAGACUUGUAUAUGAUAGUACAGCAUUAAGCUCUAGUAUUGGAGAUAGUGCCCCUAGUCAACAAGGAACUGCUGUAUGGAGUAACUUCAAACAUCAUGAUUUUGAAGCAGAACAAAAAGUGGCUGAAGAUAUCGUACAAAAAAUUAAUAAUAUCUUAGAACUCAGGUGUAGUGUAAGAAGACAGGAAUAUAUCUCAUUACGUGAACGUAAGUCACAUCGCAGAAGAAGCUUUCAUCUUGGUCCAAGAUAA